UAGCCCCCAGUUGGGUUAGGUUUUACGCUGGAAAUUCUCAACCAAGUGGUGUGAAAAAAAAGAAGAAAUUUUCGUUCGACAGAAUUAAAUGUUUUUCACCGAGUGCAAACAGUUCCCCAAAAUUCACUCGGAUAAAUAACUAACUGUCCUCCAAGUGUUGAUGCUGAAACAUUCGUGCAAUAAAUUUAAAAUCCUCAUAAUCACGUGAAUAAACGUGUGACCCAUCGAGGCACCGUUGUAUUCCCUUGUAUAUGAUAUUCUAAACGGAAAAUGAGUCGACAUGAAGGGGUAAGUUGUGACUCCUGCCUAAAGGCCAAUUUUCGGGGUCGGAGAUACAAGUGCCUGGUGUGCUACGAUUAUGACUUAUGUGCCAGCUGCUACGAGGCUGGGGCUACCACCACACGCCACAAUGCUGAUCACCCUAUGCAGUGUAUACUCACUCGAACUGAUUUUGAACUUUAUUAUGGAGGUGAAGGUGUGAGUGUGGAGCAGCCGCAGUCAUUGACCUGUCCUUAUUGCACGAGAAUGGGAUUUACUGAGGCAACUCUCCAGGAGCACGUGGCCGCGGAUCACCCUGACACGACUUUUGAAGUGGUGUGCCCUGUGUGCGCCUCGCUACCAGGUGGUGAUCCAAAUCAUGUAACCGAUGACUUUGCGAAUCACUUGACUCUGGAGCACAGGAGUGGCCCGAGGGAUUUGAUAUCAUUUCUGGACGAGCCCGCGGCGAGUCGACAUGGUCCAAGACGGAUACCCCAUCCGUCUCGAGCUGUCGGCGGCCCAAGGCCACGCAGGUCCAACAUGCAUUUCAGCUCGUCGGGUGGACUCAGCCCAAGCAGUCGAGAUGGUAUAGAUCCUAUUGCUGAAUUGUUGACUCAAUUGUCAGGUGUACGUAGAACUGGCACUGGUACUGGCCAGACAUCCCAAUUGCAGCAGCUUCAAAUGCAAUUGCAACUGGAACGCCAGCAAGUUAGAACAGCCACGAGGCACCAACUGGAGCGACUGCCAAGGAGGCAAACCCAAGUGAUUGGUUCAGUAUCAAGUGGCAGUGGCAGUGGUACAGCGAGUGGAAGUGGUGGUACAACUGGCAGCCAUUCGACGACAAUGGCUGGUGUUGUUGCUAGCAGCACAGGGAGCAACAACAACUCCAGCAAUACUACCAACCCGUCCAGCGCGACAGCUGCCAGUAGCCAGAAUUCCAUGUUCUUGUUGCCUAGAUGCAUGGCAACGACGUUGACAGACUCUCAGCUCCAAACAAUCGAGCGUGAAAGUGCAAACAGAAGUCUUUUUGCACGUGAACUUGUGAUUGGCACCCUGUCUCAGACAUUGCCGGAAUUAACGGAUCAUCAUCAGCAGGCCAAUGAGCUCUCAGCUGUCCAAACACCUGCAUCAAGUACAACGACAGCAACAACAAGCCCCGAGACACCAGGCAGUGCUGUAAAAAAGCCUUCAUUACAUGACACAAAGAGAGAUCAUCAGGCAUCGACUGCCACCGGUACAACGACUACUGGAGCUGUCACUAAAUCUGUGGUAUCGUCAACUGGCCAGCAGUUACCCCUGCACUCUGCUGGUCAAGGAUUGCCCAAUCCUAAUGGUAUUAACACACAGAAUCCAACAAUCGUUCAGACGUUAAUGCACAGUGUUUUACCUCAACCACUGGUACUGCAGCAACCACUGCCACCACCGAUUCGAAAUACAGGAACUGGAACGAUCAGAGAGCCCAUUGCAACACCAGCACCUGCGUAUCUUCGCGGUGGUGUUGGCCCAGUCGGUGUAACAGGUCCAUCACGUCGAAAGCCAGUGAGGGCCGUCGACGGUAGAAACCAAUCGACGGAGCCACCACCCCCUCACUAACCCCCAAUCUUUUAGGUCUUUACCACUGUUUAAUUACUUUUUCUUUCCCACCCCCUGAACUCCACGGAUAAUUGCCCCUGAAAAUAAAAAAAAUAUUAAAAUUCUCCCCACUCCCCCAUACCCCAAUUAGCACUAGUCCUAGCACUGUUUAGAUCACUUCAAUCAUUGUUGUUUAUUAUUAUAAUAUAUGCUAUUCAUUUUUUUUCGACCAGAGAGAAAGAAAAAGCCCUCUUAACCCGCCUGCCUGAAUACACUGCAAGAAAAUCUCUCUAAAAUCAUGCGAAAUGUGAAUAUUAAGUGAAGACGAUUGGAACGAUCCUGAGACAUAGAAGAUAAAUACUUAUUAAAAUGGAAAUUAAAUCGAUUAAAAAUAUUUAGAUGAUUGGUUUAUCAUUUGUAUUGAUGCUUUAUCUUGGGAUUAUUUUGAUCUUUUUGGUUUUCAUGGUCUGGCGUACUAUUUGUCGUACUAUUUAAUUGAUUAAUGGAGUGCAUGAGUGAGUAACAAGGUGUUUCGAAUUAGUAAGCAGGUUUCUGAUAAUAGUUUGAAAUAAAGUGAGAGAUAAGGAUUUCUUGUCCAUUUAUUUUUUUCUUGGGAGCCCUGAGGGAUGAUUUUUAUGGAAUUUUUACAGGUGUUGCAAACGAAAAGUUGAUAAAAUCACUAUUUUUAAAUAUUAUUUCGUGAAAUAAAAAAAUUAGAAACAACAAUACUUCAUAAUUAUGCCACAUAAUUUUAAGCCUCCUUUUUCCUCUUUUUUUUUUCAGAGGAAAAAUUCCAUAAAUUCACGAUAAAUAAUUUAUUUAAUUCAAUGUUAUGAUUAUUAUUGGAAAUCGUGGGAGGAGGAAACUGAGAUGUCCUUGGGGUAUUCAGAAGGCGGGCUAAUACCACAAAAGACUCCUUGCAAAUUAAACAACAGAAUAAAUCAUUAUAAUUUAUCGAUUCCCCGGUAUUUAAUUUGUUGCUACAAUUAACGUGAUUCUCAUAAAUUAUUAUUAUUCAUCAUUAAUAAUUACUAACAUAAGGCUUGUAUCUAUAUAAUAUACCCCGUGUUUUCAACAGGAAGAUUAAUCACUGGGGCCUCAUUGUAAUAUAUUAAUUCGAUUUUAAGGAUUGAAAAAUGAUUGAAAAAAAAACCCAAAAAAAAUGACAAAAAGAUUUUAAAAGCAGGGCUGAGAGUGUACCUAUCAUUAACAACCGUUUAAUCCAGACAAAAAUACACCUCAAUCCAUUUUCAAUAAUUUUCUCGUUUCCUUGAUGAAUUUUUGUAAUAAAAACGAGUUUCCCAGGAACAGGAGAAUUUUAAAAAUCAGGAAGGAAUUUUUAAAAAAAUACGAAAGUGAUCAGUUGUAACAAAUAAUCGUGCACUGUCUGUAGACUGCACUAGCUGUAGAAAA
Fopius arisanus is the source of this 3243-nucleotide messenger RNA. Its product is annotated as E3 ubiquitin-protein ligase KCMF1. The coding region runs from base 271 to 1851 and encodes 526 amino acids. The record is from RefSeq and is a predicted model, not a curated record. Gene Ontology annotation, cellular component: plasma membrane. NCBI's taxonomy places the organism in Eukaryota, Metazoa, Arthropoda, Insecta, Hymenoptera, Braconidae. The transcript is spliced from 8 exons. Gene Ontology annotation, molecular function: zinc ion binding. Gene Ontology annotation, biological process: synaptic signaling.